Malus domestica (apple) is the source of this 3419-nucleotide messenger RNA. Its product is annotated as protein NETWORKED 2A. NCBI's taxonomy places the organism in Eukaryota, Viridiplantae, Streptophyta, Magnoliopsida, Rosales, Rosaceae. Gene Ontology annotation, molecular function: actin binding. The record is from RefSeq and is a predicted model, not a curated record.
CUCUUUUUCCCGAGGAUACAGCCAACCUGGCACACUCAGGGAAUGCCACGUGGACAGCCUCACAGAGGGCUCUUGCAUUUUUGGAGCUUUUCCAACACCUAUAACUCAGGCGAAGUAUCAUCUCCUCCAAUGUCUGGUCCUGACCAAGCCACCAUUUGUUAGAGUUGUGUGUGAUCAGGUCUCUUAAUCUUUGAUUAAUUCCUUCACUAAUCAUGGGAUCAUGAUUGAUUAAUUAUUUUCUGUCAUUCGAUGCGUUUAGAUUUUGUGUUUAAUGGGUUUCUUCAUGUAAUCUUUGGUUUUGUUUGGAGAGAGAGAGAGAGAGGUAGAGGGAGAGAGGAGGAAUGUUGCAUAGAGCAGCAAGCAACGCAUAUUCAUGGUGGUGGGCCAGCCACAUCAGGACAAAGCAGUCCAAAUGGCUUGAACAGAGCCUCCAAGAUAUGGAGGAGAAGGUUCAUGAUACAUUGAAAAUCAUUGAUGAAGAUGGGGACUCCUUUGCAAAGAGGGCAGAAAUGUAUUACAGGAAGAGGCCGGAGCUAGUUGCCUAUGUCGAAGAAUCUUUUCGCGCCUAUCGAGCUUUAGCAGAGCGAUAUGAUCACUUGUCAAGAGACCUUCAGAGUGCCAACCGCACCAUUGCCACAGUUUUUCCUGAGCGAGUUCAGUAUGCUAUGGAGGACGAGGAUGAUGAGAUUGCUUCUCAAACAUCAACUUCUUCUGACGGUCCUAACAAAGUGUCACCGGAUGCAUCCAAAAACAUUCCACAAGUCCCCAAGGCCCCCAAAUAUUUGAGGAGCAAAUCCACGUUAUUGUCGAGGAAGGGCACGCUUAAGAGAAAUGCAAGUUCCGCUAAAGCUGCCCUAGCGGCUACUCUGAGGUCGGGGCUGACCAAAGAGGAGGCACUGGGAGAAAUCGAUAAGCUUCAAAAGGAUAUUUUGGCGCUGCAGACGGAAAAGGAGUUUGUGAAGGUUUUUUUCGAACGCGGAUAUGACAGGUAUUGGGAGUUUGAAAAUCAGAUCACUGAUAUGCAAAAAAGAGUCUGCAAGUUGCAAGAUGAGUAUGGCAUUGGCACUGUUAUCGAAGACAACGAUGCUCGAACUUUGAUGGCUGCCACGGCUUUGAAGGCAUGCAAAGACAGCUUAACAAAUCUGCAGGAUAAGAAAGAGAGAUCAGAAGAAGACGCGAGAGUGGAGCGCCAACGGGUUAGAGAAGCCUGCAGCAAGUUUGAGAGCCUCAGAAAUGAAUUUCGUUCGAAACACACAGACUGGUGCGACACUGAUGGGUAUGAUUACGAGAAUAUUGAUGUAGAAUCAAUAAGUCUAGAUCAAGAAAUACAUGAUGAUCAGGACUCGUUGCGUUCUAGGGGUUUGGAACAGCUCGAUACGAAUUCAAACACCUCAAUUUCUAUGACAGAACUAGCAGAGAAAAUUGAUAGACUUGUGAACAAGAUAGUGAAUCUGGAAACCGCAGUCACUUCUCAGAAUGCUUUAGUAAAUAGAUUAAAAUCAGAAAACGACGAGCUUCAGGCGCACACUCGGAGCUUGGAAGAGGAAAAAGAGACUCUAAUGGAAAAUGCGGACAAGAUGAGCAAACGGCUAAAGGAGUUGGAGGAAGAGCUGCGCCGAAUUAGAAAUUUAAACAGAAAAGUGGAAGACCAAAAUAACAACAUCCAAACACAUUUUACAGAAGCUAGCUGUAAUCUUUACCAUCUGUCAGGAAAACUGAAUAGUGUGAAGCAUGAAGAGGAGGAUGAGAAUGCCGGAUUGUUCCAAGAUGUGAAAGCAGUUGAUGCCAAACGUGAAAAAGAGAUUAAAGAAGAUUCAAAUAAGGCAGUUCUUGAUGAUGAUUCGGCGGUCUUGGAAGACAAAAUGUCAGAAGGUGAAAUUAAAAAGAAGAAUGUUACAAUUCUCGAAACUUCUAUCAAGGAGGAAGACGAAGAAGAAAAGCAAUCAGACCAACCAAUGCAGCAUGAACAGGGAGAGGCGCAAGAUUUGUCUGAGGAUGUUGAUCCACAGGAUUUGGAACUGGAGAAGGAAGAACAACCAAACUGGAGACAGCUGUUCCUAAAAGGGUUAGAGGAUAGAGAAAAGGUUUUGCUGGAGGAGUAUACUUCAAUUCUCCGCGAUUACAAGGACGCAAGGAGGAAGCUCGGCGAAGUGGAAAAGAAAAACCGGGAUAACAUCUUCGAUUUAGCAAUGGAGAUAAGGGAAUUAAGGGGUGCUGUUGCCUCCAAAGACAAAGAGAUUAAACAUUUGAAGCAAAAACUCGGUUCCCCAGAAACAAAUCCGGAGGACAGUCCUGCAACAGUAUAUAAAUUUCCAACUCAGGAAGGCCCCCUUGAGAGUCCAACUCAAGUCGUUGCAUCCCCAUACUCAACUGUUGCAUCACCAAAUUUGGAUAAAGAGAUGAUUUCCAGCUACCUUGGUGAACAAGGAAUAGAGAAAUUUGAGGACUCAUCAGGAAACUUAAAGGUCUUACCGAGAAAGGAGGAAGAGAGAAUAAUGAGGAGAAGACAUACUGUUAGACCCCAUUCUGUUUCAGCAAUAGAAGGAAGGUUCCGUUCAGACAUUGAUGAGCUGUUGGAGGAAAAUUUAGAAUUUUGGCUGAGGUUUAGUACCUCGGUUCAUCAGAUACAAAAAUUCCACACUUCGAUACAGGAUUUACAGUCUGAGUUGUUGAAACUAAAGAACAAAAAGAAGCAUGAUGGACAUGCUUUACAAUCGGAUGCCAGGCCAAUAUACCGACACCUAAGAGAGAUACAAACGGAACUGUCAUUAUGGUUGGAACACAAUGCAGUACUAAAAGAUGACUUGCAGGGUAGAUUAUCAUCCUUGUGCCAUAUUCAAGAUGAGAUAUCGAGACUCUCCAGUUUAAGUUCCGAAGGAGAAAAUAUGGAGCUUAUAAGCAAAUAUCAGGCGGCAAAGUUUCAAGGCGAGGUUCUCAACAUGAAGCAGGAGAAUAAUAAGGUUGCAGAUGAACUGCAGGCAGGCCUUAACCGUGUUGAUGGACUCAAGGUUGAGGUCGAGAAGACACUAGCAAGACUCGAUGGGGAACUUGGGAUUUCGGUAUCAAAGAGCAUUAACAACCCCAAACGCUCAACGAGUAAGUCUCGAAUUCCCUUGCGGUCUUUCUUGUUUGGGGUUAAGUUGAGAAGGCAAAGGCCAUCAAUCUUUUCCUGCGCCAGCCCGUCAUUACAGAAACAGCACAGUGAUUUAGGAGCUGCUGCGCCACCUCCAGAACAACCUAUGUAGAUGAUCUGUUUUAUGAUCUACUUUUAUGUUUUGUAGUUUUAAUGUCUUCAAACAUUGUUGCACACAGGAACCCAAGAGAGUUUAAGUUCGUUGUGUUAGUUUUUUAUUUGUAUUUUUUAUAUUGUUGUAUGAUACUUAUUCAGAAUCUUCUCUUAUUUGCUUAAUCUUCCCUUA